UGAAAGAAAUGGCGAAUAAUUUAAUAAUAAGGGCUUUAAGCGCAAACGCAAAAUCUUUCAGUCUAAGUUCGAGAAAGAUUUCAGACUUGCCUAAAUCAAUUGCACGCUUAAAAUGCAUUUUGGCACUACAUUUAAACAACAACCUUCUUUCAGUUUUACCAACAGAACUGAAGUCACUACAACGGUUGACAGAGCUAAACUUGGGAAAUAACAUUCUUUUGGAGAUUCCAGUGGUUCUGAAGCACCUGCAUGCAUUAAGAAAGCUGUAUUUGUUCGGAAACAAGAUCGAAAGUUUACCACCAUAUAUUUUCGAAGAACUACCAAACCUUACACUUCUCAAUGUGAACCAUAAUAAAAUCAAAGUCAUACCUCCACAGAUAAAAAGCCUUGUGAAUCUGGAGGUUUUCAGUAUCAUGGAUAACCUGCUAGAGUGUGUCCCUGCUGAGCUAGGUUGUCUUGUCCAACUAACUGAAAUCAAUCUGAACAACAACAAAGUGUCCUCCUUGCCACCAGUGUUGGGCAGACUGUCUAAUCUGAGGAAACUGUACUUGGCAAGAAACAACCUGUAUGAACUGCCUGAGGGCAUUAGUGGCUGCAAAAGUCUCAGAAUACUGGAUGUUGCUGGAAACCUUCUGACCAUGUUUCCUACUGAUUUUGGUUUCCUUGCCCUGGAGGAGCUGCUUUGUGAGGGCAAUAGUCUUGUCCAUGCAGAACUAAUGACGUCUGUUCAGGAGAUAGAGGUUUUGUCAUUAAAGGAGCUGGCUGCACGGGAGGUGCUGAUGGAGAAGAGGAACCAGUGUUCGGUGGUUCACCGGACACUACCCCUCUACCCUGAACUGGUCAGCAUGCUGUCUCAGUGGGGAUGGUGUGCCGUCUGCCACAAGCCCUUCCUCACCACCUGGUUGGAGUGUGUCCAGUUUGUCAACCUCAAAAAAGACAUGGGCAUGAAGAGGAACUUGACUGUGCCAGUUCGAGCAGUCCUGUGUUCCUACACCUGCUUCAAUGAGAAAGGCCACUCAUACUAUGGAAUUGCAUCAACAGUUUAAAGUGAA
Messenger RNA from Alosa alosa (allis shad), 1052 nucleotides. It is a transcript of the gene lrrc69, whose product is annotated as leucine rich repeat containing 69. The coding region runs from base 9 to 1046 and encodes 345 amino acids. The record is from RefSeq and is a predicted model, not a curated record. Lineage: Eukaryota; Metazoa; Chordata; Actinopteri; Clupeiformes; Clupeidae. The transcript has 8 exons. Gene Ontology annotation, molecular function: protein binding.